Molecule: messenger RNA, 1470 nt
Organism: Penicillium pulvis
Lineage: Eukaryota; Fungi; Ascomycota; Eurotiomycetes; Eurotiales; Aspergillaceae
Product: high-affinity nicotinic acid transporter-like protein
Exons: 4
Coding region: 1-1470 (489 amino acids)
Biological process (GO): transmembrane transport
Cellular component (GO): membrane
Molecular function (GO): transmembrane transporter activity
Source: RefSeq, a predicted model, not a curated record
AUGGAUUUCGAACAUAGAAAAGAAGAAAUGACAAAAGUUUCUGUUAUCGACAACAUGGCCUCCAACGAUACUUCGUCAGAGGUGGCAGGCUCUAUGAUAUAUAUCGAUCCCAAGAAGGAAGCAGCGGCUCUCAGGAAGUUUGAUAUUUACCUCCUGCCAGUCUCUGUAGUCUUUCUCGUUUUGUCGGCUCUGGACCGAAACAAUCUUGGCAAUGCUCGAGUCUUUGGCUUUGACGAGGAUAUUGGACUAAAGGGAGACGAUUUUGGCAAUAUCAACUUGUUAUCCAGCGUCUGCACGAUCGUAUUUGAAGUUCCUUGGGUAUUGGCAGUCAAGCGCUUCGGUGCUAACAAGUCGCUGGGUGCUGCUCUCGUACUGUGGAGUUUUUGCACACUUGGAACGGCAUUCAUUCAGACCUACGGCCAGGCUAUCGCAGUUCGCAUGUUACUAAAUGCCUUUGAAGCCGGUCUUGCUCAGAGUUUUGCCUACCUAUUUUCGACAAUCUAUCCCCGAGAGACGGCGGGUAAACGUAUCAUGACGACUAACCUCGCAAUGUGCAUUUCUGGCGCAUUUGGUGGGCUCUUUGCAUAUGCGGUUCAGACCAUGGGUACUCAACACGGACUCGCCGCGUGGAGGUGGCUAUUCAUUGUCGAGUUUUGCAUUACAGUCGUUGUCGGAGGCGUUGGAUGGUUCUUCCUGCCGACUUCAGCUGAAAAGGCAUGGUUCUUGAGUGAAGAAGAACAAGAGACUAUGCGUCUGAAGAGGCAACGUGACCUUGUGCACCGAGGUGACGACAAGUUCGACCGAAAAUGGGUCAAGAUUGCUCUUACUGACCCAUUUGUUUGGCUCCUGGGAAUUGGGUUCUUCACUUCGUCUGUGGCAAUUAAUGGAUUUGGUGUCUUUUGUCCCACCAUUAUUGCUGGCCUCGGAUUUCCUUCCUUGCAGGUCAACUAUAUGACUAUUCCAAUUUACGUUCUUGGCGCCAUCUCGCUUGUCACCCAGGUUUACUUCUCUGACAAACUCAAGAAACGAGGCGUAUUUAUAGUUGGAUGCUGCAUUCCGGUUGCAGUUGGAUACCUUAUCUGUGUUGGUACAGCAAACUCCGCUGCCGGUUACGCAGGCAUGUUUGUUCUUGUUUUGGGAAUAUACCCCAUUUCUACCCUAGUCGUGACCUGGGUAUCUACCAAUUUGUCUCCAGACUCCAAACGCGCCAUUGGAAUGCCCGUGGCUUACUCUAUUGGCAAUCUAUCUGCGCUGGUAGCAUCACAACUAUACCCCACCCAACAAGGCCCGCGAUACAUUGUUGGAAAUGCCGUCUCUGCCGGUCUUUCAGUCGUUGCCGGACUCCUGUAUGCGGCAUGCUGGAUGCUGCUCAAACGUAGAAAUGCACAGAAGGCCAAGCUUCUUGCUGAAGGGGCCACUACCAAUGGUUUAGAGGGAGACAUGAGUUUGGACUCUAUGUACAUUCUUUGA